AUGACAACAUCUAAUAAGCUCCCAACAUAUCGAUACAAUACGACUCAUGCGUGUGAUUCUUGUAGAAAAUCAAAAAGUCGAUGUAAAAAGGUAGAACCCUUCGAUCAAUCUACUAAAUGCCGUAAAUGUAUAAAGCACAAUCUUGAAUGUACAUAUGAUUUUCAACCACAAAAACGUGGUCCUAAACGCUGUUCAAAACCUCGAAAGAAUAGAAAUCCUUCUACACCCCCUCCUACACCACCGCCAACAUUUCUCUCUACAUUUCUUCCUGGACUUUCGCCUACAUCCCCCCCUACAUCUACUGCAACGUCUCUCUUUACGCCUCCCUUUACACCUCCUCCUUCUCAUACACCUCCUCCUUCUCAUACACCUCCUCCUUCUCAUACACUUCCUCCUUAUCAUACACCUCCUCCUUCUCAUACACCUUCUUCUUCUCAUACACCUCCUCCUUCAAAUGUAUUUGUUAAUGAUGAAGAGUUUUAUGA
This is a messenger RNA of Racocetra persica, 485 nucleotides long. The record is from the annotation of a GenBank genome assembly. Lineage: Eukaryota; Fungi; Glomeromycota; Glomeromycetes; Diversisporales; Gigasporaceae.